Molecule: messenger RNA, 1292 nt
Organism: Morus notabilis
Lineage: Eukaryota; Viridiplantae; Streptophyta; Magnoliopsida; Rosales; Moraceae
Product: WAT1-related protein At5g64700
Exons: 7
Coding region: 73-1248 (391 amino acids)
Cellular component (GO): plasma membrane
Molecular function (GO): transmembrane transporter activity
Source: RefSeq, a predicted model, not a curated record
ACUAGUUCAAAUUCUCUCUCUCUCUCUAUAAGAAUAUUAUAUAAGAAACGCAAGUUUCUUUAUAUAACAUACAUGAAAAUGGUGAACAUGGGUUUGACAGAGAAAUAUUUCAAGUGGUCACAAAUAGUCUUGGCCAUGUUACUAGUGCAAGUCUUCGCAACCGGAAUGCAACUUCUGUCAAGAGUAAUACUCGUUGAAGGCACCUUCAUUUUUGCUCUCAUGGCUUACCGCCAUGUGGUUGCUGCGAUUUGUGUUGCUCCUUUAGCUUUUUACUUCGAAAGAGGUCAGGAAAAGAAGUUUGGUUGGUGGGUUUGGUUCUGGCUCUUUAUCAAUGCCUUAACCGGGAUAACAUUCGCUAUGGGAAUGUUCUAUUAUGGUCUCCGAGACACCACGGCUACAUAUGCCACUAACUUCCUCAACUUAAUUCCAAUCGUCACUUUUAUCUUGUCCAUCAUCACUAGAAUAGAGAAGUUGAAACUACACACUAGGGCGGGUAAAAUGAAGACGCUCGGGGCAUUAUUAUGCGUUGCUGGAGCUUUAACAACCAGUCUUUACAAGGGAAAAGAAUUCUAUAUUGGUCAUCACCAUAUUGAGUCCCAUAUCACUGUCAAGACAGCUGAUGCUCAUUCGGCACGUGGCACGUUCUUGUUGGUCGGGAGUUGCCUCUCCUAUUCAACAUGGUUCAUAGUGCAAGUUAAGCUGCAAAAAGUUUUUCCAUUCAAAUAUUGGGCAACUAUGUUGACAUGCAUUAUAGCAUCCUUACAAUCAUUGGUUAUAGGCCUAUGUUUGGAUAGACACAAAGCUGCGUGGAAAUUGGGCUGGAAUCUACAACUCGUUACUAUAAUCUACUCGGGAUCACUUGCCACAGCAACAACAUUCUGCUUACUCUUAUGGGUAAUCUCAAAGCGAGGCCCCACUUAUCCUUCCAUGUUCAACCCGCUCACUCUAAUCUUUGUGGCUUUAUCAGAAGCUCUAGUACUUGGUGAAGCCAUCAGAGUCGGAAUUUUGCUUGGCACGGUGUUCAUCCUACUUGGGUUGUACUCCUUUUUGUGGGGACAAAGAAAGGAGAUGAAAAGCUUGGCUCAGCAAAGGGUAGAAGCUGAUGAGGAACAAGGAAAAACAAACAAUGAGCCUGCAGGAUCACAGUUGACAGCCACAGUAGUGCCAAGUAGUUCUCCUACUCUAGACAAUAAUAUUGGUAGUGACAUUAAUGCUAAAGAUCAAGCUGUUCAUAAAAGCACUGUAUAGUAUUAGUAUUUCUUUAUCAGUACAUUACUGUAGGUUUAUCACAA